This is a messenger RNA of Lindgomyces ingoldianus, 4809 nucleotides long. RefSeq lists its product as uncharacterized. The record is from RefSeq and is a predicted model, not a curated record. NCBI's taxonomy places the organism in Eukaryota, Fungi, Ascomycota, Dothideomycetes, Pleosporales, Lindgomycetaceae. Bases 163 to 4653 code for a protein of 1496 amino acids. The transcript is spliced from 3 exons. Gene Ontology annotation, biological process: inositol metabolic process; inositol phosphate biosynthetic process. Gene Ontology annotation, molecular function: 5-diphosphoinositol pentakisphosphate 1-kinase activity; inositol hexakisphosphate kinase activity; diphosphoinositol pentakisphosphate kinase activity. Gene Ontology annotation, cellular component: cytosol.
AUGCUUCACCCUGUAAUUCCCUCUGAAUUCUGGAUGAUUGCAGCAACUCACUCAUUGUCUCUCCCAUAAUGGCGUCAUUGUCCUGAAUCUCGGAAAUUCGCUUGCAGGAAAAAGCAAUCCUGAACCCCCAAACCCUUCCGUCAGCGUGGGUGGCCUUUACAUAUGGAGGGACUCUCGCGCACCGUCAGUGCAGAAUCCCAGACAUCAUGGACGAAUGCGCACCUACUGGCGUCAGGGACAACGUCCCCAGCUUCGAGCCGAAAGGCGAGAUCGUCCGAGGCAGAGACAAGCGGUUCCAACGCUGAGCGCGCCUCAGUGUCAAUGCCUCCACCCUCGUCCAAAUCGAUAGCGAAACAGUUCCCAUCGCGGCCGGCCUCGAAGGCCUCCGACAACAGCGUCUUCGAGCAUGCAGGUCCUUCCAAGAGUGGGUGGGCCAUCGACGAGUCCAACACGACACCCACCCUCGAGGGCGGACGCCAUGCAAGUCUCGCGUCGACGCAGACGCUAAUGUUGCCCGAAGCCUACCGUCCACCUAGGUCUGAGGGCGAGCCGGAGUCGAAUCGCAUGUCUUUCUCGUCGCUCUAUUCAUUGGGCUCUGCCAUUUACAACACCACCCGCGGAAUUAGCGGGCCGAGCUCAGUGACGGGAUCAGAACCGGAAGGCGUGAGGGUGGAAGGUAUGAGGAUGGAAGGCCCGUCACAGGGGACCACGACUGCCACUUCCUCGCUCUCUAUCACCACGUCUAGCCAGAAUGGCAGCCUCGGCCCCAAGCUCUCGCCCACCCAAUUGCUCUUUCCCAAAGACCAAUCGACCCACGCUGGACUGCCCACCACCCCGCACAGUGGCCCUACCUACCUCUCUACCUCUCCCCAGCUCAGUCAACUGCCCACCUCCAGCCCAAACCACAGCGCUCGGCGCUCCCGAAGCCGCACAACCGCCCAGCGCCGCAUCAGCGGAAGCACGGGGGCAAGCAGCAGUCCUGGGAGCAGAGACAUGAAAGAGCCCAAGAAGCCAUCACGUGGCAUUAUCGGGGUGUGUGCGCUCGAGUCCAAGGCGCGAAGUAAGCCUGCGCGCAACAUCUUUGGAAAGCUCGUCGAAGAGUUCGAGGUCAAGAUCUUUGGAGACAAGAUCAUCUUGGACGAAGACGUAGAGAAUUGGCCCGUCUGUGACUUCCUGAUUUCGUUCUUCUCCGAUGGUUUCCCCUUAGACAAGGCCAUCUCAUAUACUCGCCUGCGCAAACCCUUCUGUGUCAAUGACCUGCCCAUGCAGCAGGUGCUGUGGGACCGCCGUCUUUGUCUGCGCAUCCUUGACAAGCUGAGUGUUCCGACUCCCAGACGAGUCGAGGUGAAUCGCGACGGGGGCCCGAAACUGCAGUCUGCUGAGUUUGCUAAAGCUCUGUUUGACCGAACCGGAGUCAGUCUGCCUGGCCCCAGUGAUGGCACCGGCGGCGGCUUUCCGCUGCCCAAGAAGGUCGAGCUCCUCGAUGACGGUAACACAAUCCGUGUUGAUGGAGUGUCCCUCACGAAGCCUUUUGUUGAGAAGCCGGUGAGUGGAGAAGAUCACAACAUCAGUAUAUACUACCACAAGAAGGAAGGUGGCGGAGGCCGAAGGUUGUUCCGCAAAGUGAACAACAAGAGCUCGGAAAAGGAUGACAAGCUAGAUGUGCCAAGAUCUAUCACCGACCCCACAAGCAGCUUCAUCUACGAGCAAUUCCUGCACGUCGAGAAUUCUGAAGAUGUCAAGGCAUACACCGUUGGUCCCAAUUUCUGCCACGCAGAGACCAGAAAAUCACCAGUCGUUGACGGUCUCGUCAAACGCAAUCCGAGUGGCAAGGAAGUUCGAUAUGUCACUAAACUUAGCGAGAGCGAGGCUGCUAUGGCUUCCAAGAUCUCAGAAGGGUUCGGCCAACGAGUGUGCGGUUUCGAUCUUCUUCGUUGCGGCGACCGAAGUUACGUCAUCGAUGUGAAUGGGUGGAGCUUCGUCAAGGACAACGGGGAUUACUACGACAAGGCAGCGAAUAUCUUGAAGGAAAUGUUCAUCAAGGAGAUCCAGCGUAAGGAAAGAAAGAAAGUCCAAUCCGCACCUGUUGACGCCCAAGAAGGACCAGAUAAAUCAACCGUCUCAAGAAAGAAUACGACCAGCCAUCGCCAAACACUAAAGGGUAUUUUCAAAUCUCCUAGUAUGUCAAAACUAGCGGGACACCAUCCCCAUAUCCCACAUCUCCGUUCGGGGCAUCAUUCAGGUAACAUACCAUCGUCUCCAGAUGCAUCGCUAAGUACCACUCCCAUCACAGCUUCACCUACCUUCGAGAAGCCAUGUGCGCCAGCGAUGUCGAAUAGUCUCAGAUCAGAAUCAGAUCUACUCCUUCCACUUACCGUUCGUGACAAGGAACUCGCUUUAGACAUCCAGGGGUCUCAUUCUGAUGACCACAUCAACGUACCCCCACCUGCCUCGAAGGCGCAGUGGAAGUUGAAAGGGGUGGUUUCCGUCAUCCGGCACGCCGAUCGUACACCGAAGCAAAAGUUCAAAUACACAUUCCACACGAAGCCUUUCGUGGAUCUGCUGAUGGGACAUCAAGAAGAGGUUUUACUCAUAGGCGAAGCUGCUUUACAGAGUGUGAGUGACGCAGUCAAGCUUGCCAUGGAGGAAGGAGUUGAAGAUCCCAAGAAGCUACGAGAGUUGAAGAUAUAUCUUAACAAAAAAGGGGCAUGGCCAGGAACCAAAGUGCAGAUCAAGCCCAUGUUUCGAAAGAGGAGAAAAGAGGAACUUCUCCCGGGUGACCCUCACAUCGAAGCCUCACCGGAGAGGCUCAAAACUGGGUCUUCAUUCGCCGAGCCUAUCGAAACAAGUGGCGAUUGGGCUCAAAAACGAAGUGACUCGAUGUCCGGCGUUACAUUGUCGCGUAUAUCUGCGGCGGAGAACAACCUCAUUCUCGAUAAGUUGCAACUGAUUAUCAAAUGGGGAGGCGAGCCAACUCACUCUGCACGCUAUCAGGCGCAGGAUAUGGGCGCGAACUUCAGGAAUGACCUGCUGCUGAUGAAUAGAGAUGUCCUUGAUGAUGUUACUAUUUUCAGUAGCUCCGAGAGGCGCGUUACUACAAGUGCUCAGAUCUUUGCCGCGUCAUUCCUGGAAAAGGACCAAUAUCCGGCAGAGAACAUUCAAGUCCGGAAGGAUCUUCUGGACGAUUCCAACGCUGCCAAGGAUGAGAUGGACAAGGUGAAGAAAAAGCUCAAGACUCUACUGCGCGAAGGCGAUAAAGCUCCUCCUCAGUUCGCUUGGCCGAAGGAUGUCCCGGAACCCUACAUUGUGGUCAGGCAGGUAGUGGAGCUGAUGAAAUUUCACCAGAGACUCAUGAAUCACAACUUCAAGAAGAUUGAGUCUGGGGCAGUGUCAUCCCUCAGUGCAAUUGCUAGUCCUGCUGGAGACGCCUCCUCUUCAGGACACAUCAGUCACGCAUUAUCUAAAGCUACUACCGUAAACCAGAUUCAAUCUCGAUGGUGUUGUAAUGAGGGUCCGGAGCUUUUCAAAGAACGUUGGGAGAAGCUGUUUAAAGAAUUUGGAGAUGCUGACAAGGUUGACCCGAGUAAAAUCUCUGAGUUAUACGAUACAAUGAAGUUCGACGCUCUGCAUAAUCGCCAGUUCCUCGAAUGGGUCUUCACUCCAGAUGCAAGCUUCCUCGACGAAAACCCUACAGCCGAAGGAUCCAGAUCAAGGCAAUCGUGGACGGAUAUACAAGGGAAACCACCACCAGUCCAAACAGAAAUACAUCCGAAGGCGGACCAAAAGGAGAAUCAGGCUGUCGAAAAGCCACCAGAGCGUGCAAAUAUUGCGCACCGAAUGGGUUUUAGACGCAAAUCUGAGAUCACUAUGAAACCCGCACCAUCACCUCUCUACCCGCACGAGUCGUACUUCAAGCUGUACACGGGCCUGAGCAAUGCUGCAUCGAAGGGACAAGUAGAUGCUCGGCUCGUCAAGCUCCGCGAAAUGUAUCACCUCUGCAAAGUUCUUUUCGACUAUAUCGGUCCGCAAGAGUACGGUAUCAAGUCUAGCGAAAAGCUUGAGAUUGGCCUCUUAACAUCUCUCCCUCUGUUGAAAGAGAUUGUUGAGGACCUGGAAGAGCUACAAGCCUCCGACGCACCCAAAUGUUUCUUCUACUUCACCAAAGAGUCACAUAUCUACACUCUCCUGAACUGCAUCCUUGAAGGCGGCAUUAAAACGAAGAUCGAACGCAACGCUAUCCCUGAACUCGACUACCUCUCUCAAAUCGGAUUCGAGUUGUACGAGUCAGAAAAUUCUACGUCGGAUGACGAGCCCAAUUCCUUCAAUUAUAGCAUUCGCAUCACGUUAUCGCCUGGUUGUCACGUUUUUGCACCACUUGAUGUACAACUAGACUCAAGACACAUGAUCGGCUUCUCCCCGCGCCGUAGCCUCACUGCCCACCACGACUGGAAAGAAGUGCUAGAAACUUUGCGCGCAAAAUUUCACACCGUUAAAUUGCCCAAAUCCUUCGUUGCUAUUAAUCUCUCUGAGAAGGUGCCAGAUGCCUUUCAAGAGCGGGAGAAGAGCGAGAAAGGGGAGGAGAAAGAAGGUGAAGGGGUGAGGGAUAAAGAUGUCGCUGAGUAUAGUUUGCUGUCACCGGAUUUGGAAGGUUAGGUGGUCUGCAUUACAUACACGGAUGAAAGGAAGGAAUGGUGGGUGGCAUUCUGCGAGGUUUUUCUCUAUAUUGGUUUAGAGGUUAGCAUGGUGGACUUAGAUCCUAUAUUAGAGAUAGAACGGGUGGCUUUGAAGUGCUAGCCAGUUAAAAAUCGG